AUGGCCCACCACGAGCACAACGCGUCGGCCCAGCACGGCGUCGCGCCCAGCAACGACCUGGCCCUCCACAUGUCCCAGGAACAUCAGCACGAGCACGUGCACCACAGCCCACGUGCUGUGCACGACGACCACAUCAUGUACACGACCGGAACCACUGAUGAGAAGAGCACCAUCCCUGAUCCGAGUGUGCAAGAUCACGGCCUGCACCACCGCCUGCCUGAGAAGCACGGUCUUCACGAGCAGGGCACGUAUGAGAAGAACGCCGAUAUCGAUUACGAAGAGAAGGGUACGCGUGGCAGCUCCACAGACCCUGAGCCCGAAGUCGAGAAGAAGAGCAAAUGGUCCGUAGGCGCACUUUACAGGCGCUUCAGAUGGGUCGUGCACCUCUUCCUCGCGGCUCUCUUCACUGGAUGGUGGAUCGCGUCUGUAGUCUUGCAUCACAAUGACAAGAACUGGGUCAUUCCUUUCUUGUUCUGGCUGGCAAUCAUGGUCCGCAUCAUCACGUGCCAUGUACCCAUCACCAUUGUCACAAAGCCAAUGCACUGGGUCUGGAACAACACCGGAGUCAGGAUUGGCCACAUGGUCCCCGAGAAGAUGCGCAUUCCUGCUGGCGCCGCGCUCACUAUUGCCGUCAUCAUCGUUGGUUCCAUGGCUAGCGAGGAAAGCGAGGACAACACGCGUGCCAACCGCGCUAUUUCUCUCUUUGGUCUCGCUGUCUUCAUCUUCGGCUUCUGGUUGACUUCCAAGACCAGGAGCGCGAUUAACUGGCACACCGUCAUCGUUGGAAUGUUGGUUCAGUUCAUCAUCGCGCUCUUCGUCCUGAGAACCGGCGUCGGUUACGACAUCUUCAGCUUCAUCUCCGAGCUGGCCCGUCUGCUCCUCGGAUUUGCCAGGGAUGGUGUUGCCUUCCUCACAACUCCGGAUAUCGCGGAGAACACCUACUUCUUCUUCAGUGUCAUCCCCGCAAUCAUCUUCUUCGUUUCGAUCGUUCAGCUUCUCUACUACUGGGGUCUUAUCCAGUGGUUCAUUGGCAAAUUCGCCGUCUUUUUCUUCUGGUCGAUGAAGGUUUCCGGUGCCGAGGCGGUCGUCGCUUCUGCUUCGCCUUUCAUCGGUCAGGGUGAAUCUGCCAUGUUGAUCAAGCCCUUCGUUGCUCACCUGACAAUGGCCGAGCUCCACCAGGUCAUGUGCUCUGGUUUUGCUACCAUUGCUGGUUCCGUCCUCGUCGCUUACAUCGGCAUGGGAUUAAACCCUCAGGCUCUCAUUUCCUCUUGUGUCAUGAGCAUUCCAGCUUCGCUUGCCCUGUCCAAGCUUCGUUACCCCGAGACGGAGGAGUCACUUACUGCUGGACGUGUCGUCAUCCCCGAUGAUGAUGAGCACAAGGCUGCCAACGCUCUUCACGCCUUCGCCAACGGCGCUUGGCUUGGUCUGAAGAUCGCCGGUAUGAUCAUCUGCACGCUCUUGUGUAUCAUUGCGCUCCUGGGUCUGAUUGACGGUCUUCUCACCUGGUGGGGCCGUUACAUCAACCUCGACGGCGAGUUCGACCUUACCCUUGAGCUCAUUCUUGGAUACGUUUUCUACCCGGUUGCCUUCCUCCUCGGUGUCUCUCGGCAGGGUAACGAUCUGCUCCUCGUCGGUCGUCUCAUUGGUGUCAAGGUCAUCACCAACGAGUUCGUUGCCUUCACCAUGCUUCAGGCAAAAGAAGAGCCCGACUCCCCGUACCACAAUCUGUCACCUCGAUCCCGUCUCAUCGCCACCUACGCGCUGUGCGGUUUCGGUAACAUUGGUUCGCUCGGUACACAAAUCGGUGUGCUCAGCCAGAUCAGCCCUGGUCGCAGCGGUGAUGUUUCUCGUCUUGCUGUGUCUGCUCUUGUAUCCGGUGUCUUCUCGACAUUGUCCAGUGCUAGUAUCGCCGGUCUGGUCGUCACUGACCAAGCGAAGUUCUCGAGUAGUCAGUAG
Messenger RNA from Didymella exigua CBS 183.55, 1956 nucleotides. Its product is annotated as sodium/nucleoside cotransporter 1 /nucleoside cotransporter 1. Gene Ontology annotation, biological process: nucleoside transmembrane transport. Gene Ontology annotation, molecular function: nucleoside transmembrane transporter activity; symporter activity. Gene Ontology annotation, cellular component: membrane. NCBI's taxonomy places the organism in Eukaryota, Fungi, Ascomycota, Dothideomycetes, Pleosporales, Didymellaceae. Bases 1 to 1956 code for a protein of 651 amino acids. The record is from RefSeq and is a predicted model, not a curated record. The transcript has 2 exons.